Messenger RNA from Argiope bruennichi, 2783 nucleotides. It is a transcript of the gene Vps53, whose product is annotated as vacuolar protein sorting-associated protein 53 homolog. The transcript is spliced from 23 exons. The record is from RefSeq and is a predicted model, not a curated record. NCBI's taxonomy places the organism in Eukaryota, Metazoa, Arthropoda, Arachnida, Araneae, Araneidae. Bases 214 to 2730 code for a protein of 838 amino acids. Gene Ontology annotation, cellular component: GARP complex. Gene Ontology annotation, biological process: retrograde transport, endosome to Golgi.
UCAUGAAUGAUUAGAAGUUUGUAAACAAAAGAAACAGUAUCCUUUUUUUUCUAUUUCUAAAUUUUAUAUAAUAGUAUUUAUAUACUGAAAUAUGGCAUCCGCAGAUGCGGUUACGACGAUGUGUGUUUAUGUUACAGUUUUCUGACAAGUUUUGGAAUUGUUUGUAAUGAGUAUGUGAUUCAAACAAAUUAUCUAAGUGAAUGAAAUUAUAAAAUGGAUUUGGAUGAUGAGGGUAUAGAAGAUGAAAAUAUAAAUAGUCACAUUGAAUUUCCUGCUGAAGUUCAAAAUGCUAUUGAACAGGUUCUUCCCAGCACCGAUCCCCUUGACCAUCCAGACUUCAAUGCUGUUGAUUACAUUAAUAUGUUAUUUCCAACUGAACAGUCAUUGUCCAAUAUUGAUGAUGUAACUGGCCGUAUGAAAAUGAAAAUCAGGCAGCUUGAUGAUGAAAUCCGUACUGUUGUACGUGGUCAAACAAGUGUCGGCCAAGAUGGUAGACAAGCUUUGGAAGAAGCACAAAAAGCAAUUAAACAGUUGUUUGCACGUAUAAAAGAUAUAAAAGAUAAAGCAGAGAAGUCUGAACAUAUGGUAAAAGAAAUUACGCGUGACAUCAAACAAUUAGAUCAUGCUAAAAGGCAUCUUACUGCUUCAAUACUUACAUUAAAUCAGUUACAUAUGCUGGUAGAUGGAGUAGAGAAAUUACAAGUAUUGGUCAAGAAACGUCAAUAUGGAGAAAUAGCCAAUCUGCUGCAAGGUGUCACUAAUGUCUUAGAUCAUUUUCAAAAAUAUAUGAACAUUCCUCAAAUAGCCAGACUGGCUGAUAAAUCUCAGAGUAUAAAAGCAGAAUUGACAGAACAAAUAACCAAUGAUUUCCAUAAUGCCUUUGCUGGUCCAAAUUCCAAGAAUUUUACUGCUAAUCAACAAUUAGCUGAAGCUUGUUUAGUGGUUUCAAUCCUUGAACCAAAAGUGAAACGUGAUUUGCUGAAGUGGUUUGUGGGCAUUCAGCUGUCUGAAUAUUGUCAUCUAUUUCAAGAAACUCAAGAUAUUGCAUGGCUAGAUAAAAUUGAAAAACGAUAUGCAUGGUUGAAAAAAAAUUUAGUUGCCUUUGAAGAAAAAUUUGGACACAUGUUUCCGCCUGAUUGGGAAAUGAGCGAACAUAUUGCUGUUGAAUUUUGUCAUAUCACUAGAAAAGAACUUGGAAAAAUAAUGUUGUCAAGGAAAAAUGAAAUAAAUGUACAGCUUUUGUUGUUUGCCAUUCAGAAAACUACUAACUUUGAAUCUUUACUUGCUCAACGGUUCUCUGGUGUAACCUUGGAUUCAACAUUACUGUACCAGUUUGUUAAAAAAGAGGGCCCUAAUCCUUUUGAAGAAACUGAUGAUAACAAUCCUUUUAAAGAAGAUAUUCAAAAAGAAACAGAAGGCCUUAAUCCAGAAACUGCCUCAACUGGAAGUGCUUCAGUUGCAAAAGUAAAAAAUCCAUUUCAAGGUAUUAUCUCCAGAUGUUUUGAGCCUCACUUAAAUAUCUAUGUUGAAUAUCAAGAUAGAAAUUUAGCUCAGCUGAUGGAUGGCUUUGUGGAAGAUAUGCAAAAAGCUGAGCUUCCAAAGGCUGAAAUUAGUAGAGCAAAUGUUUUACCCUCUUGUGCAGAUCUAUUUGUGUUUUACAAGAAAUGUCUUGUUCAGUGUUCUCAAUUGAGCAUUGGUCAUCCUCUCUUAGCUUUGACUUCUGUUUUCCAAAAGUAUCUUAGAGAAUAUGCAACUCGAGUUUUACAGAAUAGCUUACCAAAGGUUGGAAAUAAUGCUCCUUCUGCAAAUUUAAUACAAAGUCUUCUAAAAGAAGGUGAAGUUGCUAGAUUCAGUCCAUCAGAGCAAAUACACAUUUGUAGUAUUCUGACAACUGCAGAUUAUUGCUUGGAAACAACUUUGCAGCUUGAAGGAAAAUUGAAAGAAAAGGUUGAUCCUACACUAUCAAAUCAAAUUAAUCUUCAAUCUGAACAAGAUGUUUUUCACAAUGUAAUAUCUAAUUGCAUUCAACUACUUGUUCAGAAUUUAGAAUUAGCUUGUGAACCAGCUCUAACAGCAAUGACGAAAAUACAGUGGGCUGCAUUUGAAGCUGUAGGUGAUCAAAGUAGUUAUGUUACUGCUAUCACAACUCAUCUACGGCAAACUUUACCACUGCUCAGGGAUAACUUAUCCACAUCUCGCAAGUACUUUACAAAGUUUUGCAUGAAUUUUGCCAACUCUUUCAUUCCAAAAUUGAUUGGUCAUUUAUUCAAAUGCAAACCAGUAAGUCCGAUUGGUGCAGAACAGUUACUUCUUGACACACAUAUGCUUAAAACCAUUUUAUUGGAUCUGCCUUCUCUUGGAUCAGUAUCCAUGAGGAAACCACCUCCCAUGUAUACAAAAAUAGUUGUUAAAGGAAUGACUAAAGCUGAAAUGAUAUUAAAGGUUGUUAUGGCACCACAUGAAAAUGCUGAAAGUUUUGUAGAUAAUUACAUGAAACUAUUACCUGAAUCUGAUAUUACAGAAUUCCAAAAAGUUUUAGAUAUGAAGGGCCUUAAGAAAAAUGAGUUGAGUGUAAUGACUGAUAUUUUCCGUUCUCGCCAACCUGCAGUGCCAACAACAGGUGGACAUCAUCAAGAGCAGGAUGUUAAUGCUUUACCUAUGUUAUCAAGUACACCAGAACAUGAAUCUAGUCGAAUACGAAGAUUAGAAAAAUUAAUUAAAAGGUUAUAAUGCAAAUGUAGUUUUAUAUCUGUUUUUUUAAAUACAAAUUUAUUUAAUUUGUU